This is a messenger RNA of Closterium sp. NIES-65, 939 nucleotides long. Lineage: Eukaryota; Viridiplantae; Streptophyta; Zygnematophyceae; Desmidiales; Closteriaceae. The record is from the annotation of a GenBank genome assembly.
AUGGUGCAUUGGCCAGGUCGGUCAGUCGGUCAGUAUGGGAACUUGGACGUGGACGUGGACGUGGACGUGGACCUGGACGUGGACGUGGACGUCGAGGUAGACGUGGACGUGGACGUGGACGUGGACGUCGAGGUAGACGUGGACGUGGACGUGGACGUGGACGUGGACGUGGAGUGGACGUGGACGUGGAGUGGACGUCGAGGUGGACGCGGACGUGGACGUGGACGUGGACGUGGACGUGGACGCGGACGUGGACGCGGACGUGACGUGGACGCGGACGUGGACGUGGACGCGGACGCGGACGUGGACGUGGACGUGGACGUGGACGCGGACGUGGACGUGGACACGGACGACACGUGGACGCUGACGCGGACGUGGACGGACGCGGACGUGGACGUGGACGAACGCGGACGCGGACGCGGACGUGGACGCGGACGCGGACGCGGACGCGGACGUGGACGCGGACGCGGACGUGGACGUGGACGUGGACGUGGACGUGGACAUGGACAUGGACGUCGACAUGGACGUGGACAUGGACGUGGACAUGUACGUGGACGUCGACGUGGACGUGGACAUGGACACAUGGUCGUGGAUGUGGACGUGGACGUGGAUGUGGACGUGGACAUGGACUUAGACGUGGACGUGGACGUGGACGUAGACGUGGACGUGGACGUGGACGUGGACGUAGACAUGGACGUGGACGUGGACGUGGACAUGGACGUGGACGUGGACAUGGACGUGGACGUGGACGUGGACGUGGACAUGGACGUGGACGUGGACGUGGACGUGGACAUGGACGUGGACGUGGACGUAGACAAGGACGUGGACUUGGACAUGGACGUGGACGCUCGUGGACCAGGCAAGCUCCUUGACCAGGAUAGCUCCUGGACUAGGCAAGCUCCUGGACCAGGCACACUCCUGGACCAUGCAAGCUCCUAG